Asterias rubens (European starfish) is the source of this 2207-nucleotide messenger RNA. Its product is annotated as cyclin-dependent kinases regulatory subunit-like. Gene Ontology annotation, biological process: regulation of mitotic cell cycle. The coding region runs from base 131 to 382 and encodes 83 amino acids. NCBI's taxonomy places the organism in Eukaryota, Metazoa, Echinodermata, Asteroidea, Forcipulatida, Asteriidae. The record is from RefSeq and is a predicted model, not a curated record. Gene Ontology annotation, molecular function: ubiquitin binding; cyclin-dependent protein serine/threonine kinase activator activity; protein kinase binding. The transcript has 3 exons. Gene Ontology annotation, cellular component: cyclin-dependent protein kinase holoenzyme complex; SCF ubiquitin ligase complex.
GGCAAUGCCACUUUUGCACUUUAAUUUUCGGACUGGCUGGAUGUGAAAGAUUUUCGCUCGAUUCAAUAAGCAGCAAAGAGUAUCUAAUUUGUGCAGUUUUCGAAAUCAUUCGACGACAGUUUUCAUCAAUAUGUCACAGAAAGAUAUAUAUUAUUCAGACAAGUAUUAUGACGAUGUUUACGAAUAUAGGCAUGUUAUGCUACCAAAAACGAUUGCCAAGUUGGUGUCAAAAGAUCGGACGAUGAAAGAGGAAGAAUGGAGAAGAAUUGGAGUUCAGCAAAGCCAGGGAUGGGUACACUACAUGUCCCAUAAGCCAGAGCCUCACAUCCUUCUCUUCAGAAGACCACACCACAAGCCACUACAGGAGGUACAGAAUUUGUGAUCUUGGAACAGCUUGACAUUUGUUUUGUAAAUCAACCAGGAUGGGUUCUGUGAUCUCCAAGCAAUACAUACACACAGAGCUCCAACACACCCUGUGCACUCCAUGUAAAUACUAAACUUGUAAAUAGAUUGGAUGGUUCAUGUGGCUAUGGAAGUGCUAGCUGCAUGGACAGUGAUGACAAGUGUGAAUUCAACAUUUGUAUGACUAGUUGAACAUCAACUCCACCAGCAGUCAAUGGGACUCGGUCUGGACAACGAUAGUUAUUUAUUCAAUUGACGUACUAAGGGCUGACGCUUUGUCAAUGUUUGAAAACUUUUGUUACAUUCAUUUGUGUUUUGUUUUGUUUCAUAAUGCUAAACUGUCAUCAACAAAUUGGUUAUCAGAAAAUUUCUUUAAAAAAAAUGGAAAAUUCAAAAGAAAUUUGUGUAAGAUUCCUAUCUUUAUUUUAAUGUGGUUUUAAAAAAACUAAGGAAUAUAUAUUUCAUAAUCAUUUAGUUGAUUUUUUCUUUUGAUUGGUUCUUGGUACUUGGGUAGAUCAUUACUGUUCAUGGACAGCUUUAUCCCUUAACAGUGAACCACUGACCAAUGCAAGGUCAGUUAAAAAAAAAUCACCUGAUGAGGACCUGUUUUUAAAAGUUUCUCCAAGUGGUCCGGCUGGCUAGUUCAUUGUUGAAAAGCAUCCUGUUCGGUACGAAAUGCAGACUACAAUAAUGUGGAAUAGUGAAAUAGCAUGUGGACUUGUCGUAUAAGAGCAAAUUCUGUGUUCAUUUUUUCCCCUUAAAAUUACUCAGCUUAUAUUUUGCAAGGCAGUUUUUGAUAGGGCAGUUAUUGCAAUCAGUGUACAUGCCAUGUUUACUUUUGCUUUUCCAUAAAGAUGACUGCUGUUAUUAAAGCUCAUUUUCAUUUGUAACUAAUAUUUCUAGUCUUUUUUCCUUCUUUUUCUUAAUAAGGUAUGAAAUUGUUCACCGAACGUUAUUGAUAGUUGGAUUCCAAAUGAAGGUUUGAUCAACCGUUGUAUUUUGAAGAAGAAAACAUUGUAGUUCAAUGUACUACUAACUUUAAAGAAAAAAGUAAUGGCUUACAAGUAACAUAAGUUGGGGUUGUCGUUUUCAAAGCAUUUAGUGUACUGUAUGCUUUUAUUAGCUCUUCUUGGUACAAUAUGGUGUAUUUUUAGUUGUAUGUGAUCUUAACUCAAAUUAAUCAUUCCUUUGUUUGGGGGUAAUAGUUAUAAGUAAAAAUAAUUUAAACCAAGAAGGUAAUAAUUAUGUAGCAUUCUUUUGAGGACGAUUUAGAAACUAAAGGUCUCGGUUGAGCUAUUUCCAAAAAGAAUGGUUACAUUACUUUACAAUAUUGUUGGUGUAAGUAUAGGCAUGAAUAAAAAUAAAAGCUGAAAUAAAUUGUGGAGUAUCCCUAAAUGCAAGAACAAUGUACAUGUACAGUGCCAGGAAAACGGGCACUUCCAUUUGGAAAAUCCUAAAGUAUGGGAAAGAUUUGAAGGGGCACAAUGAAAGGCCAAGGCAACGGAGGCUAUGACCCCCGUGGAAUUCCAGGCCAGCACUGUACAAUGUAUACUUUCUGCAAGGAAAUAUUCAAUUAAUUUUCUCAAGUUGACCACAUUUCAGACAAUCUCAGGACAGCCGGCAUUAAUAACAAGCAAUGUCUAUCAUCCAAACAGUCAAAUGUUCUAAAUCUACGCCUGGGAAAAGAUUAAGUAUUAAGACAACAAGUUAUUAUUUUGCACCUAGGCAUUCAUAAAUUGAAAUUGUGUUUAAUUUGCUUUAGUUUGAUGUUUUUAAUAACAAUGCAUAUUGAUUGUAUAAUUCAA